Lactuca virosa is the source of this 1423-nucleotide messenger RNA. NCBI's taxonomy places the organism in Eukaryota, Viridiplantae, Streptophyta, Magnoliopsida, Asterales, Asteraceae. The record is from the annotation of a GenBank genome assembly.
AGUUGGCCAAUUUCUAAUCGCUAUCGGAGAAGAAGAGAGCGAAACGGUUUCUUACAAGAGAUUCAUAAACACAUAAAUAUAGUGGUGUUCUUGUGAGAUUUCCCACUAGAUUAUUAUAAACGCAAUUUGACGAAUGACGGAAGAGAUUUCCACCUCCGGCAACCGAUCUGUUGAGAUCAUUGAUGGCAUUAAUGGCCUCCAAAAAGUUGUCCUCCAUCAACACCACGGCAGUUCUGUUGAGGUAUAUCUUUAUGGGGGACAUGUGACAUCUUGGAAAAAUGAGCAAGGUGAAGAGUUGCUAUUUAUGAGUAAUAAGGCAACCUUCACGCCCCCAAAUCCAAUACGAGGGGGAAUUCCUAUAUGCUUCCCUCACUUCUCAAAUGUAGGCUCUAUUGAACUACAUGGAUUUGCAAGAAACAGAUUAUGGAGUGUUGACAAUGACCCCCCUCCCUUCCCCACUAAUCCCACAAAUAGAGUUUUCAUUGACUUGAUUUUCAAGUCCACUGAAGAUGAUUUGAAGACAUGGCCUCACAGCUUUGAAUACCGAUUGAGGGUUAGUCUUGGACCUGUUGGAGACUUGCUGUUAACAUCUCGUGUCAGAAAUACAAACACAGAUGGAAAACCAUUUUCUUUCACUGUUGCAUAUAAAACUUAUUUUUCUGUUUCAGAUAUCAGUGAAAUCCGUGUAGAAGGAUUGGAGACGCUGGAUUAUCUUGACAAUUUGCAGAAUCGGGAGCGAUUUACAGAACAAGGGGAUGCAAUAACUUUUGAAUCAGAAAUUGACAAGGUUUACCUGAGCACACCAACAAAGAUUGCAAUCAUUGAUCAUGAAAAGAAACGCACAUUUGUCAUUCGGAAAGAUGGCCUUCCUGAUGCUGGGGUUUGGAAUCCAUGGGAUAAGAAGGCGAAGGCUAUGCCUGAUUUUGGAGAUGAUGAAUACAAGCAUAUGCUUUGUGUGGAGGCUGCAGCAGUGGAAUACCCAAUUACAUUGAAACUUGGAGAGGAAUGGAAAGGGAGGCAACAACUUUUGGUUGUUCAUUCAAGCUAUUGCAGUGGGAAGCUCGACCCUCACAUAGUUUGUUAAAGCAGUUGAAGGAAAAUCGGAUGUUUAAUAUCAUCAUGUACAGCAGGGGAAGUGGAAAAUAAUGUUGUAACCAUUGUAAUGGCAAUGGCCAUACCAAUGCCAAACAGGAGUGGACAAAACAAAAGGCGAAUAUGGAAUGGUUUAAUAGGCAUGGUUGAUAUAAAAAUAAAAAUAAAAAAACAUUUUUGAAGAAAAUAUACAUAGAAGGAUUGAUAUGAGGUCAUGUUGGGUUCAUUAUAUAUUAAGGAUUGAUAUGAGAUUAUGAGGUCAUGUUGGGUUCAUUAUAUACUGUGAGUUUUAUCUUUUAUGAUAGUAUAAGGGGACAAUGGUUACAGAAAA